CCCUCCCACAACGUCUUCUUUGUCGCAGCUCGCUGCUCCGACUUGCUUCCUUCAACCCACGACACUCAUCUCGAAAGCCAUGUAAGUAUCCAGAUCCGGUCUGCGCAGCUUCAUGGAGCUCAAUUGGAGCUCAUGAAAAGCAUUACUUGCUCUUUCUGAAGCAAGAGACUCCAUGGCUGCGCUACCCCGCAUUCUCCAACCCGCAUCCGCUGACCUCAUGUCCCACAGUCACCAGCCGACAAGAUGAGAGCCAAAUGGAGGAAGAAGCGCGUUCGACGUCUCAAGCGUAAGAGGAGAAAGGUUAGGGCCAGAUCCAAGUAAACGACUCGCCCCCUCAAAUCUCGACCUACCACCAUCCCAAUCAUGAUCCACGGUACCAAUACAACGAGCGAUCUGUGGCGCGCGUCCUUUAAACUCACUCUCGACACCUCGGCAAUCGAGCGACUCGGUGGUCAUCUGCGGAGGAAGCAUUUUCAAGCGCUGGAUUGGGGUUGCUACGGAAAGUCGGUCAAUAUCUCCAUGUUGAGGACUUCGAGUGUUUCUUGAAACAUCACCCAAAUUGUCCACUCUAAUACCGGCUUGCUUCCGAGCUUGCCUUUGAGUCAGGACGUAUGCCAUGUGGAGGAUUACUCUGAUACGAAAAAUCAAUGACACUUCACGAC
Molecule: messenger RNA, 662 nt
Organism: Periconia digitata
Lineage: Eukaryota; Fungi; Ascomycota; Dothideomycetes; Pleosporales; Periconiaceae
Source: the annotation of a GenBank genome assembly